GACUCGACUGAAACCGGAGAAGGGUCAAACCAGAGAGCUCCGAGCGAGCUUCGGAGGAAGUCUUCCCCGCCUCGGGGACACAUCCAGGACGGGAUGCUUGGGUCCACCCGGCUGUUCCCGGUCCAGUCGCCCCCCUCCCGCCUCGGCCGGGACCCAUGAAGCCCCCGCUGAUGAAGGCCGGUCCUGCCCAAGCGAGGCGGAAAGCGGCCGGAGAAGCUGAGCAUGUUGUACUGGCGCGUCGGGUUCGCCUGGACGGGGUCGUCUGUGGUUGAUCUGGGCAGGCAGAACCAGACCUUCUCCUCCGGCCUGCCGGGCUCAGACGAGCAGUUUUAUGGGUCCAUCAUCGCCUCCCGUCUGCAGGACUACGGUGGGAUGAUGUCCGCGCUGGGUUCGGAUUCGUGGUGGAGGAAAACGCUGUAUGUGACCGGAGGAGCUCUGCUCGCUGCUGCUGCCUAUCUGCUGCACGAACUGCUGGCGAUCAGAAAGGAAGAGGAGCUGGACUCUAAAGAUGCCAUCAUCCUCCACCAGUUCUCCAGGCCCAGAUCUGGUGCCCCUUCCCUGUCCCCUUUCUGCCUUAAACUGGAGACCUACCUCCGUAUGGCCGACCUGCCCUACCAGAACUACUUCGACGGGAGGCUCUCUCCGCAGGGGAAGAUGCCCUGGGUGGAGUACAACCAGGAGCAGGUGUUUGGGACUGAGUUCAUCAUCGAGUUUCUGGAGGAACGGCUGGGCGUGAGCCUGAACAAGGGUCUGACGCCGCGGGAGAGGGCCGUGUCCCGAGCCAUCACCAAAAUGGUGGAAGAGCACUUUUACUGCUCUGAGCUGAGAAGUUUGUGUUUGUCUAAAAGGACCAUAGCUUACUGUCAGUGGGUGGACAACCUGGAGGAGACCCAGAAGAUGCUGUCGGUGAGCGGACCUCUGAGCGACCUGCUCAAGUGGAUCCUGAGUCAUCUGAACUGCGGGAUCGUUAAAAGGGAGAUGUACGGACACGGGAUGGGUCGCUUCACCUCAGAGGAGGUUUACAGGUUGAUGGAGAAGGACAUGCGCACUCUGGCCACUCUGCUAGGUGAUAAGAAGUACAUGAUGGGCUCAAAGCUGUCAGCGGUYGACGCCGCAGUGUUUGGUCACCUGGCUGCUGCCAUGUGGACUCUACCAGGAUCCCGACCAGAGCAGCUGAUCAAAGGCGAGCUGAUCAACCUGGCCAUGUACUGCGAGCGCAUCCGCCGGCGAUUCUGGCCCGAGUGGUUCGUGGACCUGGACGACCUGCGCUACGGCGGCGCCGCGGACGACAGCGACUCCCCUUCCAGACUCCCRGACCUGGGCCUCUACUCCUGCUCGCUCACCACCUCCAGGGAGACGACACACACGCACACCCAAACGCCGCCGCAGACGCCGCCAUCGCCUGUCAGCGACCCCACGGGCCUCUCGCUGUACGACUCCGACAUGGACACCGAGUGUUCUGAAGUCGAUCCGUUUAAGUGUUGACAGAACACACACACACMCAUACAGACACACAUUUAUGAUAUGCCCUCCUUCCUCUUUAAGCUUUCUGGAGUUCCUGCCGGAGGUGUAGAUCAAACUCUACUGGAGGAAAGUUUGCAGGAAAAAGGAAAAAACAAACCCAAACUAGAAAAAAACAUUUUGACACAAAGGAAAUAAAAAAACAGCCGAAAUGCUUCAGUGAAAACAAAAAACAAAAAUAAAAAACAACAAAAAAUAACAUGCAGGAGCUGGUUGAAAAGUAGCAACUUAAACAGGAGUAAAUGACGCUGCUGCUGCCGAGAAACUCCUCCGCCUACAAGACUGUACCAAAACUGUUUGGUGUAAAUAAACAAAGAUCCAACUGACCUACGAUUAAUAGUUAGAAUACUAAAUUCUUUUCUGAGUAUAAAUCCUAAAGUUAGGCUGAAACUAGAGACUCCUCUCCUCACUCACAUGAUGUAAAUAUGAUCAGCGUUUCCCUUUUUAAAUAAAACUCUGUUUGUCUCUAGAGUGGCGCUGUGCAGGUCCAGGAUCAGCAGGAGGAGCUGCAGAAAUGCGAGCAGGAAGGUUUCAGAGCGGAGAAUGGAUCUCAGGAGCACUUUGAAGUUAGAGUUUAGGCUAUUUAGACAAAAAAAGGGAAUGAAUACACACAUUAGAAUCAUCUUUCUGCAACAUUAAACCUGCUCCUGUAUAGUUUUUACAGAUCCCGGCGAUUGUAGCUUUAGGUCAUUGAAAGUGACUCRGUCAAAUUAUUAUUCUUUUUCUUUAUUAUUUGAAUGAACGUGCAUGACUAGUUUUUUUUUUAAUUGUCAGUGCCUGUGGCCUGAAUCUGCCACACAAACUUGUAGCUGCUGACUUCUUCUUUUUCUCAAAACUGCUACAAGAAGCCGAAAGCACCAUGAGAGCAAUAAGGGAGCCGGCAUGAGUCCGCUGUGUUUAGUCUCUGCGCUCCAGCUGGUUUUGUUUUGUUUGUACGUCAGCAGGACUGUUGGGUGUUGGUCGCUCAGCAAACGCUCCUCUGGCACCAGCUGGGCUGCGUUUGCGGCUGCAGGAAGUCCUGCAUUUGUUGCCUGUGUGGAGUAACUGUGUGUGUGUGUGUGUGCGUAAAGAACGAUGGUCCACUAAAGGGAGAGUUCAGAUUCGUUGCAGGAAAUGGAAAAAAUGAAGCCAAACUAGAACAAAAUGUGACAGUUUUGAAGUGUGGUUCUGUGGCAAGGGGAUGUACACAAACUAUCUUACCUGAUGUAGAUAACUCUUUGAUCUACAACAGAUUAUUAGGGCCAGACUAUGAGAUUUUUU
Austrofundulus limnaeus is the source of this 2781-nucleotide messenger RNA. It is a transcript of the gene faxca, whose product is annotated as failed axon connections homolog, metaxin like GST domain containing a. The transcript is spliced from 6 exons. Bases 223 to 1485 code for a protein of 420 amino acids. Gene Ontology annotation, cellular component: cytoplasm. NCBI's taxonomy places the organism in Eukaryota, Metazoa, Chordata, Actinopteri, Cyprinodontiformes, Rivulidae. The record is from RefSeq and is a predicted model, not a curated record.